Molecule: messenger RNA, 345 nt
Organism: Acaromyces ingoldii
Lineage: Eukaryota; Fungi; Basidiomycota; Exobasidiomycetes; Exobasidiales; Cryptobasidiaceae
Product: Sm-like ribonucleo protein
Exons: 4
Biological process (GO): spliceosomal snRNP assembly; RNA processing
Cellular component (GO): U4 snRNP; U5 snRNP; U12-type spliceosomal complex
Molecular function (GO): RNA binding
Source: RefSeq, a predicted model, not a curated record
UUGGGCAUCCCUGUCCGACUCCUGCACGAGAGCCUGGGCCACAUCAUCACGGUCGAGACAAAGGGAGGGUACUCGUACCGCGGCCAGCUCUACGACGCCGAGGACAGCCUGAAUGUCGCCAUGAAGGACAUCACCGUCACGGCGCGCGAUGGCAAGCAAUCGAAGCUCGAAACUGUCUACAUCCGAGGCUCCAUGAUCCGGUUCAUCGUGGUACCAGACAUGCUGCAGCAGGCGCCCAUGUUCAAGCGGGUCGGGCCGAAUGCGAUGAAGGGCCGAGGUAUCGGAAGCGCCCGAGGUCGCGCGACAAUCAUGCGAGCUCAGAGCAGGCGUGGUCGCGGUGGUGCU